GAUGACGUCAUCUGUAAGAGGCGAACCGAAGGUGGCGGCAUCGGUUUAAAGCGCAGUGCGCAUGCGCUUCCUUCAUUACACGCUCAGCUGCUGUGUGUGUGUGUGAGAGAGAAAAAGAAUGGGUCGAGGUGGCAGCUAAAGAACUGAAACACAUACUCUGACGCGUUAAAUCCUGCUCUGUUAAAACCGAGAUCACUUCACGAACCUUUUAAACAUCCCGGAAUCACCAGACCGGAAGUGAGGAUCUCUGUGGAAACUGGUAGGAAACCGACACGCGCUUGGUCACGGAACUUCCUUCUCCACACGGCUUCGAAGCUCUGAUAUUCUGCGUAUAAUCACUAAAGUGUCCUGAUUCUUUACACCUCUUAUAAUGAAGUCAGAGUCCAGACGGCGCUCUUUAGGAAAAUCUCCACAGACUCCUGCUGCUACCGGCUCAAAGAUGUACCACUGCUCAGAUUGUGGGGAGAGUUUUACUAAAAGUCAUCUCAAAAAUCACAAGCGGAUCCACACAGGAGAGAAGCCGUAUCACUGUGGACACUGCGGGAAGAGUUUUACUUGUCAGAGUCAUCUCCAACGACACGAUCGUAUUCACACAGGAGAGAAGCCAUAUGACUGUGGACAGUGUGGGAAGAGUUUUACUUGUCAGAGUCAUCUCCAACGACAUGAGCGCAUUCACACAGGAGAGAAGCCGUAUCACUGCUCCCAGUGUGGGAAGAGUUUUACUCAUCACAGUACUCUCCAACGACACCAGCGCAUUCACACAGGAGAGAAGCCGUAUCACUGUGGACAGUGUGGGCAGAGUUUUACUCAUCACAGUGCUCUCCAACGACACAAGCGCAUUCACACAGGAGAGAAGCCAUAUCACUGUGGACAGUGUGGGAAGAGUUUUACUCGUCAGAGUCAUCUCCAACAGCAUGAGCGCAUUCACACAGGGGAGAAGCCGUAUCACUGCUCACAGUGUGGGAGGAGUUUUACUUGCCAGAGUUAUCUCCAAAUACAUGAGCGGAUCCACACAGGACAGAAGCCAUAUUACUGUGGACAGUGUGGGAAAAGUUUUACUCGUCAGAGUUAUCUCCAACGACACCAGCGAAUUCACACAGGAGAGAAACCGUAUCACUGCGGACAGUGUGAGAAGAGUUUUACCCAACUAUGUGUUCUCCAACAACAUGAGCGAAUUCACACAGGAGAGAAGCCGUAUCACUGCUCACAGUGUGGGAAAAGUUUUAUUCGUCAGACUCAUCUUCAACAACACCAGCGCGUUCACACAGGAGAGAAGCCGUAUCUGUGUGGACAGUGUGGGAAGAGUUUUACUCGUCAGAGUACUCUCCAACAGCAUGAGCGCAUCCACACAGGAGAGAAGCCGUAUCACUGUGGACAGUGUGGGAAGAGUUUUACUUGUCAGAGUAAUCUCCAACGACAUGAGCGCAUUCACACAGGAGAGAAGCCGUAUCACUGCUCACAGUGUGGGAAGAGUUUUUGUGACCAGGGUGCCCUCCACAGCCACCAGCAGAGUCAUAGAGGACAGAAGCCGUCCCUCUGCAGACACUGUGGGAGGAGCUAUACUUGUUCAAGUUCAUUAAGGACACACAAGUGCUCUAACAUAAAGCCAUCAGAUCUUAACCUGUGAAUUUGUCAAAUUAAGAUACAUGUUUUAAUAUAAAUUUUUUAAAGCGAGGUAAAGAGACAUAAAGGCAUUCAACUAUAAUAUUAUAUAUACUGGACACCUUUCUAAGCCAACCGAAGAUGGUUGUGUUUACAGGCAAUUUGAAGAGAGAAUUCUUGUCCAAAUUGUCCAAUAAAAUUCACCUGUGGGAAAUUUUAUGAGUUUAUUCCUCAAAUUACAUUACUACCAGUUUAUCCAUCAAUAGAUUUUGAAUGAUGCUAUUAUAUGCUGGGCAAAAGUCCACCAAAAGGAUUCUAGUAUAACGGGCUAAAUAUUUCAGAUAUCACAGCAUAAAUCCGAUGCACUGCCUCACAGCAUUGCCGUAUUCUUAAAUUUAAUCCAGACCAAAGGAUUCUAAUAGUGUUUAAAUAUUGAGACAGAGAUAAGCAACUGAAAAACACUGAUGCUGUGUUGCCAUGUUAGACAUUCAGCAAAGAUGAUCAGGAGUCUGAAUUGAUCUUCACAUAAUCUCUUUAUUGUUCACUUUGAUUGUCUUUAGAUCACCAACAGAAAUAUCAAAAUGUCUACAUCAGUCUAUUCUACAGAGUGAAAAGACCUUGCUUAUGUAGAAAGGACAGAAAAGAGAAGGGAGGGAAAAUAGAAAAGAAGGAAGUCUGGGGAAGGGAAUGUUAUCAUCUAUGACCUUGGUGUGUUCAGUCACAAAGAUCCAGUGUACCAAUAAAAACAUACUCACAGUCAUAUACAGAGACAGCUAUUGAUAUAAACCUGUUGUAACAAAUGUUAAAUAUUGUUACGUUCUGGAGUCCUGAAUCUAACUGUACUAUCAUCAAGCUAACAGAUGGUGUGUGAUGUACAUAAGGCACAUUUAACAUAAAGUUAACAUUGUUGAGUGUUUGUGAUCUUUACUCACCAAGAAAUCUAACUGCUCCUAACUAUUAAUGUGUGUGUGUGCAUGUGUGCAGGGGCGUAGCCAUCAUUUCAGAUGUGGGGGAUGUCAAGGGUAUUCUUUUUUCUGACCUUAUGUCUAAUUGAUGGGCUUUAUCUCUUUUUGUCCUUAUUGGCUUAAUAUGCAAUUUAUGAUUCUGUACUUGCAUGUUAUAUUGUAUAUUGCACUGUAUUAUUAAAAUAUUGCAAAUUGUGUUGUGUA
Ictalurus furcatus (blue catfish) is the source of this 2771-nucleotide messenger RNA. Its product is annotated as zinc finger protein 420-like. NCBI's taxonomy places the organism in Eukaryota, Metazoa, Chordata, Actinopteri, Siluriformes, Ictaluridae. The record is from RefSeq and is a predicted model, not a curated record. The coding region runs from base 371 to 1627 and encodes 418 amino acids. The transcript has 4 exons. Gene Ontology annotation, molecular function: DNA-binding transcription factor activity, RNA polymerase II-specific; RNA polymerase II cis-regulatory region sequence-specific DNA binding. Gene Ontology annotation, biological process: regulation of transcription by RNA polymerase II.